CUUUGAAGGCCAUUUCAGUUUUCGCGAUAAUUACGAAACUCGGCGCACUUAUCGCUCAUUAUUUCUGUUCUGUGACUGAUUGCUUCUCUUUAAUUUCAACGGAAUUUCACAAAUAUUUUAACUCAUACUAAUGAUGCGAUCGGAGCCAAAGCUACCGACAGUUGAUCGUAUUGUCACAAGUAUACCUCCUCCUCCGAGCAAAUUAAUGCCGUCAAGUACAGUUUUCGAUUCUAAAGGUCGUCCUCAGCUGGAUGUUAUUGGACCGCAUUUAAUAGCAGAAGGUCGAUUAACAGAAGAAGCAAUAUUAAGGAUUAUCAGUGAUACAUCAGCUAUAUUAAAAUCAGAAAAAACUAUGCUUGAUUUAGAAGCACCAAUUACAAUUUGUGGAGAUAUACACGGUCAAUUCUACGAUUUAAUGAAAUUAUUCGAAGUUGGCGGUCCACCUGAAACAACCCGAUAUCUAUUUCUUGGCGAUUAUGUUGAUCGAGGUUAUUUUAGUUUAGAGUGUGUUAUCUACUUAUUCAGUUUAAAGAUUCUACAUCCUCGUAGUCUAUUUCUUCUACGUGGUAAUCAUGAAUGUCGUCAUUUAACACAGUAUUUCACAUUUAGACAAGAAUGUAUUAUGAAAAGUACAGAACGUGUUUAUGAAGCUUGUAUGGAAGCAUUCGACUGUUUGCCUUUAGCUGCAUUAAUCAAUCAACAAUUCUUAUGUGUACAUGGUGGCCUAUCUCCUGAAUUGCAUACUCUGAAUGAUAUUCGAAAGUUGGAUAGAUUUAAAGAACCUCCAGCAUUCGGUGCAAUGUGUGAUCUGUUAUGGGCUGAUCCAUGUGAAGAUUUUGGUCAAGAAAGAAAUUCAGAGCAUUUUAGUCAUAAUACUGUUCGUGGAUGUUCAUAUUUUUACAGUUUUAAUGCAUGCUGUCAUUUCUUACAAGCUAAUAAUUUACUAUCAAUUAUACGUGCUCAUGAAGCUCAAGAUGCCGGUUAUCGAAUGUACAGAAAGAGUAGACAAACUGGCUUUCCUGCAUUGAUCACAAUUUUCUCAGCACCAAACUAUUUAGAUGUGUACAAUAAUAAAGCUGCUAUAUUAAAAUAUGAAAAUAAUGUAAUGAAUAUUCGACAGUUCAAUUGUUCACCACAUCCAUAUUGGUUGCCUAAUUUUAUGGAUGUAUUCACUUGGUCGUUGCCAUUUGUUGGUGAAAAAGUUACUGAAAUGUUGGUCAAUGUACUUAAUAUUUGUUCAGAUGACGAAUUGUUAUCUGAUACACCAGAAGAUGAAUCACAAAUCACUGCGCGAAAAGAUGUGAUACGGAAUAAGAUUCGAGCUAUUGGUAAAAUGGCACGUGUGUUUACUGUACUGAGAGAGGAAAGUGAAACUAUUCUUGAAUUGAAAGGACUCACACCGACUGGAAUGCUCCCGUUGGGUGCACUAGCAGGUGGUCGAGAAGCCAUCAAAGGAAUUUAUAAUUCUGUUUCUGGAACAUGGACACCGCAUAAAAUUCAAUGUUUUGAAGAAGCAAAAGCAUUUGAUAAAGUUAAUGAAAGAAUGCCACCACAUCUUGAUAUGAAUUCUAAACGACAAUGGCCAUCAUCCUAUGCCUCGAAUACACCGAGUAGUGAUGAAAUUGACACGAAAAACUCUGAUUCACACAUAACUACUAGUGAUAAUCAUUCUGUUAUUGAUACUGAUGACACCAAUACAAUGCUAUCGCUUAGUUCACAGAAAGUGAUGCCAAGGCCGCCGUCAAUCUGUGAAGAACGUUCCUCAGACGAUGAUGAUGAUGUUCGUGGUGGCAGUCAUAAUAUUGAUAAGAAUAAUAGUUUAAAGGAUAUGAGUAUUAGUCAAUCAUCAAAUCGAACAAUAAAUUCUGAUUCAAGUAAAUUUAGUAAAGGUGAUGGAUAUAGUACAUCAUCAUCGAUUAGUUCAAGAAUAUCCAUGUCAACAGUAACGACAGUGUCAGCAACAGCAACGGGGACAUCAUCAUCUCCUAGUAAAGUUCCAAGUGCUUCCAUUCCAUCUCCUGUCGCUGGAUCUAGUUCAUCUAGUUCUACAACUGCUAAAUAAACGUGCGCACGGACGCACGCAGGCACGAACGCACGCACACACACACACACAGAAAGACAGACAGACACUUACAUACAUACACAAAUGUAUUAUGCCAUUUUCUUUUCUCUUCAUUUGGUUUCCUUUCCCUUGAAUAUUUUUACUCUCUGUGUCCUUUCUCUCCUUUGGGUGAUAUUGUUUGUCUGUUAUAUGAAUGUAUUUGAUAAUAUACAUUUGCAUAUAUACAAACACAUACGUAUAUAUAUACAAAUAUGUGUAGAAAAUUUUACCUCACAAAUGUUUUUCUCAUGUAUUUCCUCCAAGAUGAUGUCGAUGUUGAUGCUGAUGUUGAUGAUGUAACCCUUUUUCUUUACCCUUUGUCCCUGACCUCCAUACGACCCGAAUCACCGGCCACUUCAACCUCUACUACUCCUAAUACUACUACUAAUAAUAUUACAAAAGUAUAUAUAUAUACACUAUAUAUUUUAAUUUAUGGAGUAUUAUUGUAAAAAUAAUAAUGAUAAUAAGUAUACUAGUAUUCCUUCUUUAUAAAAUUAAUAAUAAUAAUAGUAAUGAUAAUAUAGAUAGUGUACUCUUCCUUGUCUCUAAUGGAUUAAGAGUAGUGGAAGAAAGUAUUGCGUGGAAGGGCUGCAAAGGAUAAAGUUAGAUGGCAGCAGUUAGAUGACACCGCGUUGCUGACACUGAGGAAAACGUGUAUCUUAUAGCAAUAGUAGUAUUAGUAGUGGUACUCGUCGGCAGGAGGACACAGAAGCUAAAUUAAUAAGAUCAUGUUGAAAAUAUAUUGGGUUUCUCUCUUGAUUUCUCUCAACUUCUUUUCUACAGACAUACAAGCUCGGAAGCCAGAGAGCGAGCGAGCGAGUUAGCGAACAAGAAAACAAGGCAGGACGAUUAAUGUUAAAUAUAUUUUUCAUGAUAUACCCCCUUUUUUUCAGUCUCUCUCUAUCUCUCUUUCUGGACAAGAAUUUAACACAGUUUUGGCUGUUUUCUAGUAUGUGAUAAUGAUGUCAAUAACGGUGAUGCCAAUUGGAAAACUGCUCAUCUCAUUAUCGUUAUGAUUAUUAUUACUUAUAUGUUAGAUGUAUGUAAUCUAGUUGAACAUAUAACUUCCUUCACUGAGUUACUUCGUCUUCUUACCUUUUGUGUGUGUGUUUGUGUGUGGGUGUGUGAGAGGGCGUGCGUACAACAUUUGUAGCUUCCAUGUGUAUGAAGAACUGAACUUUAAUCAUACUCAAUUUAGGUAAUAAAAAAAAAUGUUGUAUUCAAUGUAGUUGUCUUUUUCUAUUUGUAUACUACUGAGAGAGGGCGAAAGAGACAUUGACAGGAAGUCGAGAAACCCUUCAAUCAUUUAGUCAAUAAAAAUCACAGACACAUGAUCCCUUUUGUACCCUGUUUGAAUUCCGCCCUCUACUUAGUCUUCUUCUUCUUUUUCUUCUUCUUCUGCUUUGACGUUGACUUGUCAACAUUUUGCUGUUACCGUCUAAUACGUGGAUAAAACAUCGACAGGAAGAGGAGGACCUAAUUCACUAACUUUUUGACUGU
Trichobilharzia szidati is the source of this 3601-nucleotide messenger RNA. The record is from the annotation of a GenBank genome assembly. NCBI's taxonomy places the organism in Eukaryota, Metazoa, Platyhelminthes, Trematoda, Strigeidida, Schistosomatidae.